Messenger RNA from Drosophila simulans, 1809 nucleotides. RefSeq names its product BCL2/adenovirus E1B 19 kDa protein-interacting protein 3 (gene BNIP3). The transcript is spliced from 5 exons. Bases 451 to 1071 code for a protein of 206 amino acids. Gene Ontology annotation, cellular component: nucleus; mitochondrial outer membrane; mitochondrial envelope. Gene Ontology annotation, biological process: positive regulation of apoptotic process; mitochondrial outer membrane permeabilization. The record is from RefSeq and is a predicted model, not a curated record. Lineage: Eukaryota; Metazoa; Arthropoda; Insecta; Diptera; Drosophilidae.
ACCUGGAUUGCUACCGUUUCUCAAUCUGGUCACACUGUACAGCAACAAAAGAUUUAAACUACGCAUUAAGCUUGUGCGUAGGAACGAAUCGUGUUUAAUUUUAGUUACUAGCCAGUCGCUUCGGGAGAAGCAUUAAACAAAGUUGCAAUAUUUCGGAGCUCCAGCAGUUGGCUUCAGUCCGAAACCAAUAGUUAUAGUCAAAUCGAGUGCAGCGGCGGAGAAACAGCGCCAAACGAAAAGUAAAACGCAUUUUCCUACGCAUACAUAAACAGCAAAAGCGAAUACACAAACACAGGCAGACAUACGGAAGGGCCAAAAAAACUUGGUCAAACUCACGACAUAAUAAUAGACAUAGUUUAACUUUAAAGCGAGUUAAUAAUAAUAAGCAAUAAAGCCAAGUUAUCUUUGGUGUUGACGUGUUGAACACACAUACCGAUAAACAAAAACAAAAUGUCUACGACACCAAAAUCGAGCGAAGAUUUGCUGGGCGAAUCUUGGAUCGAACUCAGCACAACAGCUGCGAUGGCUGGCAUCAAGAGCCCCGACAGAAUCACUCCGUUGCCCUUCAACAAUGGCGAGGAGUACCUGAGACUUCUGCGCGAGGCCCAGCGCGAAUCGAACCAGUCGAGCCGUGUCGUCUCCUUGGCCAGCUCCCGUCGUGAUACGCCCCGUGAUAGCCCCAAGAGUCCACCGAACAGUCCCCAGUCGGAGCUCUGUCCGGACGAUGAGCUCAGAAACGUGUACAUCAACUACUGGACCAAGGGCGGAGACAAACAGAAUGCAGACAAUGGAGAUUGGCUGAAGAACUGGAAUCGCAAUGCCGAGGAGCAGCCACCCAGAAGCUGGAACUUCGAGACUGUCAGCGAGGAUGCCGGCGACGAGGGCGAGAAAAAGAAGACUAACACAGGCUACUCCAUCCGCUUGAAGCGACUGGGCUCCAACUCGUUGUUCUCCCGCGAAAUUCUGUACUCGCUGCUGGUGACCAACGUCCUGUCCCUGCUGCUGGGAGCUGGCUUCGGACUAUGGUUGAGCAAGCGUGGCAUACUCCUUACCCGUGUGGUCAUUGACUGAAAGAUGCCAUAAACAAAAAGGAGAAAGAGAGAAUAUAUAUAAUCGUUUUCAAUCUAUCAAUAUGCACAUCAAUCGAAAACAGAACACGAUGCGUUCCAUAUAAGAAAUCGAAGUAUACACAUCUAUACAGCCAACCGUAUUCCAACUCAUUUGUAUUUUUAUCGGAAGUCCACAUUUUCGACACCUUCUCAUUCAGUACAUACCUACAUAAAAAUGUAAUUUCUAAUUACUAAGCAAACUAAAACAGGCCUUUGGGCGAGGGUUGAAACUAAACGUUUUCAUAUUUUAUAUAAUUUUAUAUAUUUAACAAUAUAUCAAGGCAGCAAAUCUAAUGAUACAGAAAAGCAUUUAUAGAUGCUCCAUAUAUUUUGCUUAGCCGUAUGUCUUAGCACCCAGCCGUGCAUUAUAUCCAAUACAAAUGUACGCCGAACUUCGUGUUAAGAUUUUCAAUUUCAUCAUCAUACUUCAUAUAGAACAUCCAUAAACAUUUGUAGACAUAUUGUAGUUGAAUCGUAUUGUAUCCUGAUCGUACUUUUUGUUGAACAAUCGUCAAAUGUUUUGAUUUAAUAAGCAUAUAAGAAAAACGAUAAAAAAGGAGAAAAAAAACAAUAUGGCACACAUAAGAUUAUAUCUUUAAUGUGAGGGAGGGGUUAUCCCCCACAAAAAAAAAAAAGAAAACAGAAUAGUUGUAAUGAUUUUUUAUAUUAAAAUAUUUUUCAAUAUCUAUUUAAAAGAGAA